Molecule: messenger RNA, 486 nt
Organism: Triticum turgidum subsp. durum (durum wheat)
Lineage: Eukaryota; Viridiplantae; Streptophyta; Magnoliopsida; Poales; Poaceae
Source: the annotation of a GenBank genome assembly
AUGUUACGAUUUUCUCCCCUGCCUGCAAGUUGGUACAGAGCCGAAACCCAACUGUCUUCCAAUGGAGGUUUGUGCAAAUGGAGGCCAAGUUGCUGUUGUGGUGGUAUGGUUGGUAGGUUAUGGUUUCACGUUCCGCUGCAGAUUAAGAAGGCUCUCAAGGGUCUGAGAGUUGAGGUCUCCCACCGAGGACAGGUGCGCAGGAAGUACCGCAUCAAUGGCUUGACAAAGCAGUCUAGCAGAGAUUUGAGGUUCAAAUUAUCGACCGGCGAAACCAAGACUGUGAGGGACUACUUUCGAGAAACCUGCAAGCUGCAACUAAGUUACGAUUUUCUCCCCCGCCUGCAAGUUGGUACAGAGCAGAAACCCAACUAUCUUCCAAUGGAGGUUUGUGCAUUGGAGGCCAAGUUGCUGCUGUGGUGGUAUGGCAAGACUGUGAACUCAACUCAUCGGCUGUGGCAAAAUGAUCUCCCUACAAGUACUAACUAA